CUUGAAAUUUAUUGGGCGACCUAUUACUUGCCAAGCACUGCCUCAAAGGCUCUGCAUGCAUUGUACUUUUUAAUCUUCACAGUAACGGAGGUUGAUUCUAAUACUGCCUCCUUUUGUUGUGAGAAAAAUGAGGCAAAAGGUAAUUAAUUAAUAAGCCCAAGGUUAUGUAGCCAGUAAGUUAUGAGUUCAUUUUACACUCAGAUGGUCUGUAAAUACUAACACUGAUAUAGCACUUUGAUAUUCAUUAUCUUAUUUAGAAGCAUUGCCUCGUUUUACAAACAAGAAAUUAAGGCUCAGAGGGUCACAGAUUUCGUCAGUAGCUCAUUACCAGCAUGUGAGAAAGCCAGGUCCACAGGUUCCAGAGUGGAAUUGUUAAGAGAAUAAAUAUAGUCUUUAGAUAACUUCCACUUGCAAGAGAUUCAGGGGAUAGAUCAUAAGUUAAACAGCAUGUGAGGAAGCGACCCAGGAGGUGAGUAUCCUAGAGAAACAGCUUCUCAGUGCUCCUCAACCAGCCAAUUCUUCUAGAAUAAAAGAGCCUUAAGAGACAUCAGUAGAGGCACCUUGUGUACCUCAACUGGACCUUGGUGUGUGAAUAAAUUAGUAUUGUGAUUCUAUAACAAAAAGUACUUAAUUUGUACAGAUGGAAAGUGACCUUAAGGAAAAGUUUAAGCUGUCUGUUCAAGUUCUUUAUCUUGUGGGACAAUAAUCUCACAUUUAAAUGUGACAAUAAUACCUACCUUAUAGGGUUGUACAGAUUACAUCAGGUAGUUUAUGAAAAGUGGAACAGGGCAGAGUUCAUCAUACACCUCCUGCAUUCACUCAGUGAAUGUUUCUCCAUAAAUGCAUCUGUACUGAGGGCCUGCCACACGCCAGAUGUUUUAGGUACUGAGGCACUAAAGUACCUAAAGCAGCCGUUCUCAACCUGUGGGUCCUGAACCCUUUGGGAGUCAAAUGACCCUUUCACGGGGCUCACCUAAGACCAUCCUGCAUAUCAGAUAUUUACAUUAUGAUUCCUAACAGUAGCAAAAUUAUAGUUAUGAAGUAGCAAUGAGAAUAAUUUUAUGGUUGGGGUUGACCACAACAUGAGGAACUGUAUUAUGGGUCACAGCAUUAGGAAGGUUGAGAACCACUGACCUAAAGCCACAGGCUGCUGCCCCCACCAGUAUGGCUCUUUCUGGUGGUCUUUAUCACUAUCGGGGAUGUCACCAUUUUAUUUAAAUUGUUUGCUGUCUUCUAAGGAGACAUCAGAGGAAAGAGAGGAAAAAAUAUCUCUCUAAAUGAAAAAAGUGAAACUAAGUUUUCUUGCUAUCAACCUUGGGCAAACAUUUCACAUUUCUUUUUGAAAUCUCAUUCCAAAUUUGUUGUGUCAUCUCUUCCUAUGCAGUUCUUCCCUCUCCCAAUUUCCUGUCAUUUUCCCAUCCCUUGCCAUUUCCCUCUUCAGCGGCGACGGUAGUAGAACACCUCCCAACUGCGGACUCUUCUCUGGGGUACUGUACUCACAUUUGGAUUCUAGCUGUGCCAUGUAGCUCUGGCCUGGGGCAGACCACCUGCCUUCUCUAACCUACACUUUUCCCAGCUGCAAAAUGCACACAUACCUACAUUCCUUGGAAUCUGUGGGAUUGGCGAUUAAAGAGUCUCGGCCGAGCCAUCGCUUCCUCUUCAAGCCAUCAUGAGUAGCAAGAAGCGCAGAUCAAAGAUCUUGGUUGAUGCAAAGAAGAACAAGAAAAUCCAGGACUAUUUUUCUCAGGUACCUAAAGAACAGCAGAAUAAUUCCACUACUUCUCAAAUGAAGAUGAAAUCUACAAGAAGUCCAAGAGCUAUAACUAACACCCAACCUCAAAGAUUCCAUACACCUAAAAAAGAUCCAGAAGACCAGACCACGGCCCCAAAUAAGAUAAUUAAUGUUACCUUGGAUGUAAACCAUAGGAAAAACAAAAAAAUGAAAUAUUUGGUUACAGGUAGUGAGAAGGAUAGUUUAUAUAUGGCUCUCCAUACGCGUAAGGCUAUUGAAGAAGCGAUAGAAACUCAUCAAGGCCAAGAAAUGUUAGUAUGUGGCAAAGAAGGAAUUGAAGGGUUCAUAAACCUUGGAAUGCCCCUCAGUUGUUUUCCCGAAAGCUGCCACGUGGUAAUUACAUUUGCACAAAGUAAAAGUAAACAGGAAGAAAGUAAUCAGUUAUCUGGCCGGCAUGACAAGGUAUCUACUGACUGUGUCAAAUUUUAUAUUCAUGCAAUUGGAACUGGAAAGUGGAAAAAAAGGAUCGUUAAAUGCGGGCAACUUCACAAAGAUGGGUACAAGCUCUGUGUGUAUGCUUUCAAAGGAGAAACCAUCAAGGAUGCUCUGUGUAAGGACGGCAGAUUUCUUUCCUUUCUGGGGAAUGAUGACUGGAAACUCAUUGAAAAACUGGACACUGUUGUAGAAAGCCAUCAGCCAGUUGAUGAAUUAGAGGGCAAGCUCUUUCAGGUUGAGGUUAUUAAAAGAAUGGGCCCCAAGAAAGCAGCUGCUGAGAAUUCUGAGUCAAAAGAAAGAAGCACCUGUGUGUUGAGAGAAUACAUUGUGGAUCAGUGUCCCAGUUUGAAAAAAGAAAGUGAAAAAAUCAGAGAACAUUUCAAGAAAAAAAUGAAAAAAGAGAAGGGGAAAGCAUUAUUUGAAUUGCAUAAAACAUCUUUUGGGAAAGUAACAAAAAACUCUAUUCUGGUUAAAGUAAUGAAACUUCUUUCAUGUCUCAGUGAUUCAGUUGGGUAUAUAUCCUGGGAUAACAAUGGAAAUAGGGGUUCUGCCACCUGCUUUGUUUUGAAAGGGUUGUUCAUUUUAACUUGUCGGCACGUGGUAAGUUACAUUGUGGGAGAAGGAAUAGAGCUAAGUAGCUGGGCAGCCAUAAUUGGCCAAUGUGUAAGGGUGACAUUCGUUUAUGAAGAGGACUCAGAGAAAGAAGAGAACUGCUUUUUCAUUGAACCCUGGUUUGAGAUAAAUGAUGCAACUCUUGACUAUGCUGUCUUGAAGCUGAAGGAAAAUGGACGAAAAGUACCUGUGGAACUAUAUAAUGGAAUUGCUCGUCUACCCCUUAAUGGGUUGGUAUAUAUAAUUGGCCAUCCACAGGGAGAAAAAAAGUCUACUGAUGCUUGUGCUGUGAUCCCUCAGGGUGAGCGAGAAGAUAAAUGUCGGGAACGAGCUGAGGCUAGAGAAACAGAGAAUGGUCAGUAUGUCCAUAUGUUUACUCAGAGAAGUUUCCAGGAAAUAGUUUACAACCCUGAUGUGAUUACCUAUGACACCAGUUUUUUCUUUGGGGCCUCUGGAUCCCCAGUGUUUGAUUCGAAGGGGUCAUUGGUGGCCAUGCAUACUGCUGGCUUCUAUUAUACCUACCAAAAUGAUACUCGUAAUAUCAUUGAGUUUGGCUCUAGUAUGGAAUCCAUCAUCCUUGAUAUUAAGCAAAGACAUAAAACAUGGUAUGAAGACGUCUUUAUAAAUCAGCAGGAUGUGGAAAUGAUGAGUGAUGAGGACUUGUGAGAAUUUGGUCUAUGUGUUUUUAUUAGGUUUAAGGGAAUUGUUAUUCCACAAGCAUUGAUGAUAGUUUUCUAAAUUCAAAAAUGGUCAGUUUCAAAUAAAGAGUAAUAAUAAUGAAUAUUACUGACCCUUUCUUAUGUUGCAGGCAUUUUCCUAAACACGUUUAGAAAUUGUCCUAAUAUAAUGAGGUCACUAUAACACCUAAAGUCAGUCAAUGUGAAUAAGGAUAAGGUUAAAUAAUAGUUUUAUGACACUAAAAGUCAUGAAACCACUGAUAUUUUUUCUUCUGUAUCAUUCCCUAAAUUCAUUUGCUAUGGGGCAGGAGCCAAAACUUGUUCAUUUUAUUAUCCCCAAUAUCUGACAUAGGGAAAGAAGUGCCUGAAAAACUUUGUGGGACAAUCAAAUUUGGAGCUACCGUAGGAGCUAAAUGCUUGAUUAGAAAUUAUCUCAAAAUAUUUUAGAAUUCUCAAAAUCUUCAUAUUACUAAACCUGUCAGAAUUAUCUGUCCUGAAAUUCAUGGAGUCAUAUUCAUUCUCUUUAUAGUAGGGCCAGGGGAAUAUCUUAAAGAUUGUACUUGACUCCUCAACCUCCUAAAUGAUUUUUUAUUUGUAUAUAUUAGGAUUUAUUCUUUGUGCUGUAAAAUUCUAUGAGUUCUAUCAUACAUAAUAGUUUCAUCACCCUAAAAUAUCUGUGCUUCACCUACUUAAAUCCCUCCCUGAAUUUCUAACCCCCUGAGAAUCACUGCUCCUUAUAGCUUUGCCUCUUUCAGAAACAUUAUAUAUUUGGAGUCAUAUGGUAUCUAGCGUUUUCAGACUGGCUUCUUUCACUUAGAAAUAUGCAGUUAGAGUGCCUCUGUGCCUUUUUGUGGCUUGAUAGCUCAUAUCUUUUUUAUAUAAUAUUCCAUUGUAUAAAUGUAACACAAUGUGUUUAUUCAUUCAUCUUGUGAAUUAUAACUACUUGCUUCCAGUAUUUGAUGAUUAUGAAUAAAGUUGCUAUAAACAUU
Messenger RNA from Nycticebus coucang (slow loris), 4505 nucleotides. RefSeq names its product FAM111 trypsin like peptidase A (gene FAM111A). Lineage: Eukaryota; Metazoa; Chordata; Mammalia; Primates; Lorisidae. The coding region runs from base 1670 to 3505 and encodes 611 amino acids. The record is from RefSeq and is a predicted model, not a curated record. The transcript is spliced from 3 exons.